Molecule: messenger RNA, 1104 nt
Organism: Schistocerca piceifrons (Central American locust)
Lineage: Eukaryota; Metazoa; Arthropoda; Insecta; Orthoptera; Acrididae
Exons: 4
Coding region: 1-1104 (367 amino acids)
Cellular component (GO): nucleus
Molecular function (GO): DNA binding
Source: RefSeq, a predicted model, not a curated record
AUGGCGCAUCAGCAAACAGUUCCUGCGGAAGAAACAUCUCGUGUCUCAUGUAAUUUUGGUCAGCUGUAUUUUGCAAGGUCUCGAGUUAUGCUUAGGUUAGUCACCGAACUUACGAUUGGUAGAUAUUAUAAAAGAAUAAACCAGGAAGCAAAAUGGACACAAGAGGAACUUUGUAAGUCUCUUGAUGCCAUCAAAUCUGGAAGAAAAAUAGGAGGAGUAUCAAGAGCUUUUGGGAUUCAUGAAACUAUUCCGCGAACGAGAAUGAAGGCUAAAAAUACUGAGGGUCCAAAACUUAGAAGUAACCCAACAUUUUCGACAGAACAGGAAAAUGAGAUUAGGGAUCAUGUUAUUACAAUGGCCAAGCUGUUCUAUAGCAUUACAUGCAUCCAGCUGCGAAAGAUUGCAUUUGAGUAUGCAGAGGCUAACAACAUUGCAAACAAUUUUGAUAAGUCAUCUAGGUUAGCUGGAAAGGAUUGGCUAGCUCUAUUUUUAAAAAGAAACCCAAGUAUUAGCAUGAGAAAACCUAAGGCAACUAGCAUUAACAGAAUACAGACAUUUAAUGAAGAAGAGGUUAAUGCAUAUUUUAAAAAUUUAGAAAAUGUCUUUGAAAAAUAUAAAUUUAUAGAGGGGCAAGUGUUCAACGUCGAUGAAACGGGCAUAAAUACUGUACAAAAGCCCGAGAGAAUUUUGGCUCCUAAAGGUGUUAAACAAAUAGGUGGGGCCACGUCUUGGGAAAGUGGGAAAAACGUGACUGUGAUAUGUUGUUUCAGUGCUGCUGGUUCCUACAUCCCCCCUACGUUUAUCUUCCCCAGGAAGAGGAUGUCAAAUCUCUUAAGUAAAGGUGGACCAGUUGGAGCAAUGUAUGGUUGUUCCGUUAAUGGCUGGUCCAAUGAGUCAUUAUUUUUCGAAUUGAUCCAACAUAUUCAGAACAAUGUAAAAUCAACUAUUGAUGACCCUGUGCUGCUGAUUUUAGAUAAUCACAGCAGCCACGUUUCAAUUGAUAUUUUUGAAUUUUGUAAAAAACAUUCUAUUUUCACGGUAACCAUACCUCCACACAAUUCUCACAAGCUUCAACCGCUAGAUGUUACAUCCUUUUCUUCUUAG